Messenger RNA from Anarrhichthys ocellatus (wolf-eel), 515 nucleotides. It is a transcript of the gene polr2l, whose product is annotated as RNA polymerase II, I and III subunit L. The transcript is spliced from 3 exons. Gene Ontology annotation, biological process: tRNA transcription by RNA polymerase III; transcription by RNA polymerase II; transcription by RNA polymerase I. The coding region runs from base 125 to 328 and encodes 67 amino acids. The record is from RefSeq and is a predicted model, not a curated record. Gene Ontology annotation, molecular function: DNA binding; zinc ion binding. Gene Ontology annotation, cellular component: RNA polymerase III complex; RNA polymerase II, core complex; RNA polymerase I complex. NCBI's taxonomy places the organism in Eukaryota, Metazoa, Chordata, Actinopteri, Perciformes, Anarhichadidae.
ACGUUGCUUUUGUUGCUGCUGGACAGAACGAGGGAAGCAACAACCACUCUCUCGCUACUAGUUUCUCUCAGACUAACAUAACACAUAAGCUUUGGGUAAACUUGAGUGGUGACGGUGUCUCACAAUGAUAAUCCCCGUCCGGUGCUUCACGUGUGGGAAGAUCGUGGGUAACAAGUGGGAGGCAUACCUCGGCCUACUUCAAGCAGAGUAUACUGAGGGUGAUGCCCUCGACGCCCUGGGCCUGAAGAGAUACUGUUGUCGGCGGAUGCUCCUUUCUCAUGUGGAUCUUAUUGAGAAAUUGUUGAAUUAUGCUCCAUUGGAGAAGUGAUCGUUACUGGCUACCUUCAAGAACAACGUGGACUUUAGGGGCUGUGGCAUGGACAAAUUGAAUGUCCAUGCCACAGCCCUGUUAAAAUAUUUAUGUGACAACAAAUGGCAACUUGAGUAGAGACUUAUGGAACAUUAAUUUGUGCACCUAUUUGAUGUUUUGUUUUCUAAAUAAAGCCGUGAAAUGA